Triplophysa rosa is the source of this 3993-nucleotide messenger RNA. RefSeq lists its product as uncharacterized. Gene Ontology annotation, biological process: positive regulation of MHC class I biosynthetic process; regulation of apoptotic process; inflammatory response. The coding region runs from base 261 to 1415 and encodes 384 amino acids. Gene Ontology annotation, molecular function: ATP hydrolysis activity. Lineage: Eukaryota; Metazoa; Chordata; Actinopteri; Cypriniformes; Nemacheilidae. The record is from RefSeq and is a predicted model, not a curated record. The transcript has 3 exons.
CGGAUCGUGCAGGCACCCCGGAUCGUGUACUGACAGUACUUCCUGUCGUAAACUACUUGUUGUCUACAGGUUAUUGUUUAGUUUUAAGCUUUUGCGACGUAUGCCUAUUAUUUUUAUUGCUCAACAAGAAAAUCAUCAAAAUAUGCCUAUAAGGAAUGACAGUUUUAUAUCAGAACAGCUUACUUUUUCAAUGUCGAAAAACGAAAGUAUAAACAGAUGACUGUCGUUGCCGGUCUGCUCUAAGUUACUGUAUUACGGUUAUGGCUUGUGCACAGAAAUCUGCUGUUGAGUACCUCCGAAAAUGUAGGCGUGACCUAGUGACUGGUAUGCAAAACCUUCCUCUCAUCACUGAGAAUCUUUAUCAGCAGAAGGUUUUCAAUGUCCAUGAGGUUGAUGCUCUCAAAGCAGAGGAGACCGAGUUUGAUAAAGCCAGAAGUAUACUAGACUGGGUCAUUAAAAAAGGGGAAGAGGCCAGUUACAAGUUACUCAGUAUUUUGGAUUUCACUCGGAAGAGAACGUUACACGUUGAUUUACAUGUCUGGAUAUGUUGUUUCUCCUUUAGGGAAGAUGCAGAUGCUAGCUAUUCAUUUGGCACAAAACCCUGUCAGAACUACCAGAUGGAGCUCAAGACGAAAGCAAAACGUAUCCUGAAAAAUCAGUGGCAACAGAGCUGUAAAUAUCUGCACAACAAGUCACAAACAAACUUCAUUUACAUACCUCUUGUUUUAGAGACAGGCUCUGUGGUGAAAACCGCACACAGCAAAAUAAAGAAAAAGUGCAAAAAGUUCAGAAAACUACGGCCCAAAAAACUGAGAUCUUACAUUCCUGAUAAACAAGAAACACUUUCACCUGAAGAUCUACUGAAAUGGAAAACCAGAAACAUCCUGCUGAUUGGCAAACCUGGAAUAGGAAAGACUACAGUCGUCCAGCAAAUGUUGAAAAUGUGGACAGAAAAGGAUGACAAACAGCCAGACUACGUGUUUUAUUUUGAUGAAACUGUUGUGUCCCACAUUUCCAACCUGGUGAAUUUGAAAUCAUUUUUGUUUGAUGGGUAUUUCACACCAAGAGAAAAAGACAGACGAGAGGUAUUUGAAGACAUUGAGGAAAACUCUGAGAAUGUUGUCAUUGUGUUUGAUGGUGUCACUUCUGUGCAAGAACAUUCCAUCCUGCAGAAGAUUAUGGACCAUGACCUUCUACCUGAGGCGAAGGUCAUAAUAACCUGCAGAACAGAGGUGGAAGAUGAUGUUAUAUCUGACUGGCCCUCACAGAAAGUGUAUGUUCAAGGAUUCAGUGAAGAGUCUAUCAGAAUAUACUAUCAGAUGAUGUUGGGUCACAAUCCUGAUCUUCUGAAUGUGGUGUUGAACAAUCAAGAGCUGUUCAGUCAUCUGUUUGUUUACUCUAGAACACACAUGUGAACAUCCCCAUAAAGGAACACAGUCAAUAGUCCCUCUCCCCAGAUAUUGUGUAUAUUGAUGUUAUACAGAGCAAAACCAUGAAUGUCUUUGUUUGUGCUGGACUGUAAUAUCAAUGUUUAUAUUCCUGUAGGCUUUUCAACAACAGAAUUGAAUCCAGAAAGCUUUUCCUCAAAGACCCACUGUUUGAGAUCUGGUGAUGCCAAAAAGCUGUUUUGGGAGUAAAUGACCCGCUGAUAGAACCUAUAGUGAUCUUCAACGUCGUGGCUGUUGUUCAGAUGGAUUUGGAGAAUCCGUCCCCCAGAGCCCAAGAGAUGAAUGAGGAUAGACCAUCAGUCACAUAUUCAUAUUUAUUUGAUCAUCCUCAGACUUUUUUGUAAACUUUUUAUUGUAUGAAUUCUGAUAUUACAUGUAAGACUUUUUAAUAAUUAUUUCAGUUAUGACCUAAUUUCAAUUGUGUAAAAAUGUGAUUGGAAAUCAUAUUUAGCCUAGUCUUACCUCGGAUAUAUUGACUGUAAAAACAUAUGUGGGAUAUCUGUUCACUCGAUGUAUUGGGUAACUAAACCGGAUUUUAAUAAAACUACAUUGUUAACCUUACAAAAUGUAUUUCAAAUUGAACGUUUUCAUUAAAAACUGUUUAGUGAGCAUUUUAAGGAAAUAUGUCAGUUUAGGUUUAGCGUACUUGUUCUACAAGGAUGUUUGACAGUUCAACUUCAUUCGGGGCUGGCAGACCGAACGUAAUACUGAUGUCAUUAUUAUAAAAACUUGUCAUACACACAGUGCACAACCCGGCAGCAUUACAGUGGAUUGAGGACAAUUCAAAAAGAUCGUUAUACAGAUUCAUAUUCGGCUUUACAGUCACUAAAAUCGUUCAAAGAGAAAAAUAUUUUAUCAAGAAUAUGAUGGACACUUGAAUAAAACCCUAAAAUGAGUAAACAUUCAUCCAACAGGAUUAUGUGAGUAUUGCGGUUUAGAGGAGUCCAUAGAACAUGUUAUUUGUAACUGACAAAAGUACAUUAAUGCGCGAGAAGCAAUGAUGGCAUUGGUAUUAAACAAAACUUCACAUUCACCUAUAAUGUGACAAAAUGCCAGCCUGGCAUCAGCUCGGAUCAACUCCUCCCCUAAAAUUAUUUAAUAUUUAUUUUGUCAUUUUCUUUAGAACAAAAAACAUUCAUUGGCAGUUUGUACAACUUUAUUUCUGGUUAACUUUCUCCAGAAAUUUGCAGAUGACACUCGGCCUCAUCCACAAUGGAGACGAGUCUGCUUACAGACAGGAGGUUGCAGAGCUGGCUGUCUGGUGCAAUCACAACAACCUGGAGCUCAACACGCUCAAAACAGUGGAGAUGAUGGUGGACUUCAGGAGAACCCCCCUGCACUCCCCCCACUCCCCAUCAUGAACAACACUGUGGCUGCAGAAGAGUCAUUCAGGAUCCUGGGCACCACCAUCUCUCUGGACCUGAACUGGGACACACUACUAAAUCAGACAUUAAGAGACUACAUGAACAGUCAGGACUGCUGAGAGGAUUAUUGGUGCCCCCCUGCCCAACCGCCAAGAUCUUUACACCUCCAGAGUGAGAAAAAGGGCCAAGAAAAUCACUUUGGACCCUCUCACCCAGCUCACUCCCUCUUCCAACUGUUGCCAUCUGGCCGGAGCUACAGAGCACUGACCACCAGAACAGCCAGACACAAGAACAGUUUCCCCCCGCAGGUUAUUCUCAGCCUGAGCAAUUAAAAGCUCUUACUACACACUGUCCAUCACGAUUGCGCAUAGCAUCUGGAAACUGUACAUUGUAAGAAACAAUACGUUAAACCUGUAAAUAACUCAUCUGCAACCUCAUUUAAAAAUGAUGUCUCUAUAUAUAUAUUUUUCACUUCUUGUAAAUAGUGCAUUCUUGUUUUCAUUUAAUUCUCAGUUUUUUUAUGUGUACAUUUUCUUCUGCACUAAGCUCCUGUCGCCAAGUCAAACUCCUUGUGUUUAAACAUACUUGGUAAUAAAGCUCCUUCUGAUUCUGAUUUACAUUAUUGACUUUAUUGUAAUUUCGUAAACUUUGUCAAAUUGAUUAUACGGUACUUGUGCAUAGCUGUUAAAAAUGAAAUUUGUAGUUUAAUGUCUAACUGUUGUGUGAAGUGCUUAAAUCAGUGUUUCUCAGGUAGGGAAGGGUUCCUUUCCCCAACGAAAUGGUAAUGCACUUUAUUUACGCAUUUGGCAGACGCUUUUAUCCAAAGCGACUUACAUUGCAUUAUAUUACACAUUUGUAUCUAAGUAUGAGCAAUCCUUUGGAUCGAACACAUGGCCUUGGUGUUGCUAGCACCACGCUCUAACCACUGAGCAACAGGAAAGCUGUCUGUCGUUGUUUUGUCUGCUGGUACAGAAUUUCCGGUUUUCUUUUCAUUCCAUGUCACAAACUUAUCCAUUGCUAACUUUUAUACCCGCUACCCUCUCCACAUUAAAGGUUUUGUGCCGCUUCAAUUAACAUUCCGACGUGAAAUCAUUCUCGAAGGCUAAUAUGCGGUUCCAUGUGACAUUUUCUUCGCAGUCUGAUGUUGUUUUAUGUAAGGCAUUAAAUGUGUUGUUGUUUUG